GUCAGUGCGACGUGACAUGUGUCAGAUGGAUCUGUUUACAUUUUGCUGGGCGUGUUUGUGAUUCACAAUAAAAGUGUUGAAUUACUGUGUCUAAAUAGGUGUUUUAUGCUCUAAUUUCUCGCGAUAUUGCAUGCUGGAAUUGCCCAUGAGAAGAGUUAAUGAGGAAAGUGAUUGAGAUGGCUGUAAAGGCGUGUGGCAAUGCAAGAUGGGCGUUUAAAGUAUCAGAAUGGAGACCAUCAUUUGAGGAGUUGAAAUUGGCUUGCUCGUGCAUUCAGGAGGAGGAGAGGCGUCGCCUGGCAAAGUUUGUCUUUCGGGAUGACUUCGAUGCAUCAAUUAUUGGACGUCUGAUGAUGCGGAAAUUUAUUGCAGAGGCUACAGGAAUGGAUUAUGACGCAAUUGAGCUGGCCAGAGAUGAGAGGGAGAAACCCUUCUGGAGAAAUUCAAGUGGAAGUGAUUGUCAUGUGGAUUUCAACGUGUCUCAUCAGGGGGAUUACUGUGUAUUGGCUGGAACAGUGUCGGGGGAACGUGACAGAAAAAUUGGGGUGGAUGUCAUGAAGAUGGAGUACACAGGAGGGAAACCUUUAAAUGAAUUCUUUCGGCUGAUGACGAGAAAUUUUUCACCCAGUGAAUGGGAAUGUAUUAGAAGCAAAAAGUCAGAUGAUGGUCAAAUUGGUGCCUUUAUGCGUCACUGGUGCCUGAAGGAGAGCUAUGUGAAGAAUGUUGGAGUUGGAAUUACGGUUGAUCUGCAGAAGAUUAGCUUCUCAUUAGGAUCUAAGGAACUUUCUUUGGAGUCUCCCACGAUGGACACAAAACUCUUUCUAAAUGGAGAAUUGGCAACUGAUUGGAAGUUCGAGGAGUCUCUUAUUGAUUCUCAGCACUGUGUAGCUGUUUCCCUCCUCAACAUUCCUGCAAAUUAUGCUCCACUUCCCUUCCAAAGGGUUUCCUAUCAGCAAUUGAUUGACGGUGCCAAACCACUAGCGCAAAUCGAUGAGAUUUACUGCCACAAUAUUCAACGGAAGGAAUAUAAAUCCUGAUGGAUUUUUGCCAUGAGGAGAGAAGGAAAUGUAUAUACAUACUCGGAAUAUUUCAACAUUUUGAUGGCUGUCUCACCAAAGUUCUCUUCUAUAAUAUCUUUCUGGUGGAAAAUCAACAGAAACACGAACAGCGAAUAUCAUCACUGUGGCAACGUCUUUGAUGUUGAUAUGCAAUAAGCAUAGAAAUAAUGUUAAUGGCAUCGUGUUUUCUAUUAAAAAUAAACAUGCUCAAGUCAC
Messenger RNA from Phlebotomus papatasi, 1271 nucleotides. RefSeq names its product L-aminoadipate-semialdehyde dehydrogenase-phosphopantetheinyl transferase. Lineage: Eukaryota; Metazoa; Arthropoda; Insecta; Diptera; Psychodidae. The transcript has a single exon. Gene Ontology annotation, cellular component: cytosol. The coding region runs from base 159 to 1034 and encodes 291 amino acids. Gene Ontology annotation, molecular function: magnesium ion binding; holo-[acyl-carrier-protein] synthase activity. The record is from RefSeq and is a predicted model, not a curated record.